AUGACCCAUACCAUUCCAAUCAAGUAUUUACCAGAAAAUCGGAGAUCCAUUUGGUGUAUACUCUGAAUUAUUCACAGCAUUAGAUUAAACCUAUUGAUGCAUUUAGAACCACAACAUGAUAACAUUAUGUUAAACCAUUAAAAAAGGUUAAAAUGUUGCUUUAAUAAUAUUACAAUAACCCAUUCUAACUGAUCUAUUUCAGUUUGACAAGAUGACAGUGUCUACAGACAUGCUGCAGCGGUUUAGCCUACACUGUGUGCUAAUAUUUUAAUACUUGCAGUAUUUCUCGGGGACACGCUGGUGCAGUUUGUGGCCAGCAUUUCUGUGCUCCUAAUGUUUUGCAGAAAAGUCUGUAUUGUGCACACUUGGACUUCACUCGACCUUUACUGUAUGCAGCGGUCAGCAGAUGCUGAGGAAACCGCUCAGAAGAAUUUCCACCGAGCGUUAGGACUUUCCAGAGUGGGCGGAGCGACUGUGCAGUGCAGGAAGUACUGAGUCAGCUGUAGUUUCUGUAGUUUUUGAGGUAUGUUGGUUGUCAAAGACGUUCCUUGCGGUCCCACAUAAAGGGCAGGGAGUCUGCAUUUGUCUGAGUUUUCUCUGUGUGCUGAGCGGCAGAUACUUCAACUUCUCCGCGAUGAGUCGAGCCGUGCUGGUGGAUCUGCUUCACCGCUGCUGUGCAUCAUGCACGGGCGCUUCUCUGCUGGAGGACUCGGUUUCGGACUCGCAGGUCUUUGUGCUGUGCGGGAACACUUACCGGGAGAAAAACGGCUUCGUAGACACGUUCCUGAGCUCCUGCAAAAGUGUGCACAUCCUGGACUCGAGCUCCACAGUGGAGAGUUUGUAUCGUUUCAAGCAGACUUUGGACCAGCUGGACCUGAGCUCGAUCACGGUCCUCACCACCGCACAGGGCAAAGAGGUGCUGGCUCAUUACCAGAACCUCCUUUUUACGGCCAUAUACGACUUCCAGUACAAGCAGAGACCGGUGGACGAGACCUGUCCUAGUUGCAGAGGCUCCACAGAUUCGGUCUCACCUGGCGAAGAAGUGCGCGAAGAAGUGUCGACGUUUAUGCAGCAGCUUCCUGCGCUGAAGGGAGAACUCACAGUUCUGAAGUCUGCGCUCAUUCCAGAUUGUUUUGGUCAUGGCUUCAGCACCCGUACAGGUGGUGUGUCCUACAUCCCGACCUUAUCCUCCUUGAAUCUGUUCAGCAGCUGCAGGAGGAGGGACCCGGUGGCUGUGGUAAUGGAGAACAGGCGCCGAUUAGCCCUCCAUGCUGGUUUCCAUCCUCAGCCCAUGCAUUUAGUCAAGGUGAACCACGCUAACGAUGUCUGGGUCUUGGGGAAAGCUGAGCCCGAGAGUUACGAUGCAAUGGUGACCAAUCAGACUGGACUCGUCUUAGCAGCUCCAGGAGCCGACUGCAUGCCGCUCCUCUUUGCUGAUCCGGUCGCAAAAGUCAUCGGAGUCGCACAUGCAGGUUGGAGAGGAACCAUAAUGGGGGUUGCCAUGGCCACUGUGAAUGCCAUGGUGACAGAAUUUGCUUGCCAGGUUAGCAACAUUGUGGUGGCUGUGGGACCAUCAGUGGGCCCCUGCUGCUAUACCAUGGAAAGAGACCAGGCGUUGGACUUCAUGAGCGUCCAUCCAGACUGUGUCCCUGAUCCAGAGUCAGCCAGACCACACGUCGACAUCCGUCUCGCCAACAGAGUUCUCCUCCAGAAAGGUGGCGUCCUGCCUGAGCACAUCCAUGACAACACGAUGACGCACUGGUCCUGCGUGACGCCCUGCACCUCAUGUCACCCUGAAAACUACUUCUCUCAUGUCAGAGAUGGGCUUAACUUUGGCACACAGGUGGGCUUCCUGUGGAUCAAACAAACGAAUGAAUGAAUGAGUGUUUAGCACAUUUACCUCAUAUUGUUGUUAGCUAAAGCUCCACAAAGUCAAUAUGCUUUUUUGGUAAAAUUACGUGGUACAAAAAAUGUAGCAGACAGAAAAUAGCUAAAAACCAAUUGUUUGCUAAUUUACUGUUUGAUAUUUACAGCUUUAAGGAUAAUUUUGCAUGUCCCACAGACUCUAAUCUUCAAAUAAACUAGAGGAUUAAAGUUACAAUGUGCAAAAUCUCAAUACUAGAUGUCAGUACAUAGCAGACUGCAUUCAACUGAGUUCUGUUUUCGUACCCCUCCUAAUUCAAAUACACAAUCCCAGCUAAGGUGGCUUCCAUUCAUCUGUAGUGAGUGCAGGCUGUCAGUCCACUGUUCACCUCAGCAGUACCAAUAUGUAUCGACUCUAGCGGAAACUGCAAAACUUUGUGGCUGAGUCCAAUACGAGUCGAUGAGUCAGUGAAGCUCAUUUCUGUCUGACAACGAUACUGCGGUGUUGUUCAAGAUAUCCCGAACUUUUCUGUCAGUAAGCGCUGCCCUUUAGUGACACUUUCUUUGAAGUGGAGCUAACUUUGUUGGAUUCAGAAUCUUAGCGAUUAAACUCUCAUACGAUGUGAGAAUGUAAUCAAAUUGUUUAUCAGGGAGGGAAAAUGUGAUUUUUAGGACACUUGAGUCUAACAUUAGCUAAUAUAGCAUUAGCUUAUUGCUGCUGUGUUUUAGCCAGCUCAUUGUUAGCUGUCUGAAGGUAGUAGGGUCGCAUGUCUAAUCUGCUAACAAUAAGUAAUUAUGAUGACAUCAGGAAAAAAUGUUUAUGCACAUUUUCAUGUGUUAGAGCUCUGACUUCAGCUCAGUAGAUUCAGCUGAGGAGAAAGAGGAUGACAUUUUAUCCAGUUAUUGCCUUCCCUCGCAUUUUCACUUCUUUAGUGAAAACAACCACUUCUCAGAUGAUAAAACAUGGGUAUGAACCUUCAUAUCUUGAGUCUGUAGGUGCAGACACAAAUUAAUAUUUCACUAAGCUAAAUUAUUACUAUUUUAUUUUUUAAAAUUUCACUAACUUUCAGGGAUUUCUCACUUGAACGAACAUGUUUUAUAGCUCAUAAGAUUUUUUGGGUGAAUCUAAUUCUGCAGGGAAUUAUUUCUAUGUUGUUGGAAACAGCAUAGAAAUACUGGACUGAUACCGUUUGUCCGAACACGUACAUUUGGACAGUUGUGGGUCCAACGUACCAAGCAAACUACCCACUAGCCAGUAAGCAUUCAUCUAGCUGCUCUAAUCUGUCUCUCUUAAUUCCAACCUGAGCCAACAGAAUUAUUUAGAGAAUGAAUUGGUGGGUUUAAACACUUGGAUGACACCCAGACUAAAUAUAUCUUUUCUUUUUAUUCUUGUACUGAAAAUUUUGGAGAUCUGGUUUUUAAUGGCA
Molecule: messenger RNA, 3290 nt
Organism: Oreochromis aureus
Lineage: Eukaryota; Metazoa; Chordata; Actinopteri; Cichliformes; Cichlidae
Gene: lacc1
Product: laccase (multicopper oxidoreductase) domain containing 1
Exons: 5
Coding region: 635-1879 (414 amino acids)
Molecular function (GO): copper ion binding
Source: RefSeq, a predicted model, not a curated record